ACAUUAACAAAUGGGUAUGAAACGGACGGUUGUAAAAUCGCCGUAAUAUAUGCAUUCGUGAAAUCCCCUAAGUUGACUUCGAUCAUGCCCUGUCAUCUCACCUGGAUGUGGAUUGUAGUCCUCCUUUCAAGCAGUUUACUGAAAGCAGUGACGCCUUCGUCUGAGAAAAUUUUAAUCAAACAGCUUAUAAACAACUACGAAAAGGUUGGGAAAAUUGGACGUCCAGUGAAGAAUAAUAAAGAGACGGUCGUUGUCGGUUAUGGCUUAUCUGCGUUCCAGCUGCUGGAAUUUAACGAGAAGGAUCAAGUGUUGACCAUCAAUGUCUGGGCUAAAUACACUUGGAUUGAUCAGUUGUUGCGUUGGGACCCCGCAAAUUUCACUAACAUCCGUGAGGUGCGCAUUCCACCCAAAUUGAUCUGGACUCCCGAUAUCGUUCUGUACAACUAUGUGGAUGAGCGCCUCAAGGAGCUCCGUGAUGUGAUGCUAAAUGUCGAUUAUCAAGGUCGUGUGUUUUGGAGCCCUCCGGCCAUCUUUAAGUCAAACUGUCGUGUUGACAUCCGGAAUUUUCCAUUUGAUCACCAAGUCUGCUAUCUGCGCUUCGCUUCAUGGACUCAGCACAGCGAACAGCUUGAUUUGCAAUUCUUAGACAAUCGGACAGAGGUAACUUUGGAACAGGAAACCCUCAGUAAUGAGUGGACCAUAUUGGCCAGACCGGCUAAACGUUUCAUUAUGAUGUCAGAACAGUGCGGAAAGAAGAUACCGGAUUUAACAUUCUUUUUGUUCUUGAAGCGAAACCCGGCAUUUUAUGCCUAUCUCCUGGUAUUUCCCUGCAUUCUGUUGAGCUUGUUGACUGGUGUCAUAUUCUGGCUGCCGCCACAUGUCCCCGCAAAAACACUAUUGGGCAUGAAUAUAUUUGUGGCAUUUUCGCUGCUUCUGAAAAUUUUGGCCAGCUCGACUCCGUCAGCCUCAACCAGUGUUCCUUACCUCGGCUAUUACUACUGUUUGAACAUGGUUUUGCUGAGCCUUUCGACAUUUAUAUCCACCGUUGUAAUCCACCUGCACAGUUAUUCUCACAAACAAGGACCUGUGCCACCUUGGCUAGUGAGGAUGGUCGAUUGCUUAGCCAAACCACUGAGAAUAUCCAGACCAAUGGAGGAUGAUGAGCUUAAUGAAACCAUCAGUUCAGUAAGGGACAAGGCAAUGAGGCACUAUGAUGCACAUUGUCAAGAAAUCGAGGCGACCAAUCUCUCACACAUGGGAUAUCCAACUACGCAAAUAGAAAACAACAGCUUUUGUCAGAAACUACCCAUCAGCGGUAACCAAUUUGCUAGCGAUACUAUUCGAAAAAGGUUUCGCGAGCAAGCAAUCGGUUGCACUGCGCAGAACACUAUUGCGCAAGAAUGUUUGGCCGCACGGGACAGGUAUUUCCGUCAGUGCAUUCUAGAGCGCGGUUCACAAUGGAGUCGGGAGUCCACUCCAGAAAUCGCGGAAAACGGAAACGGUGAAUCCCAUAAAUUUAAUGAUGCGGACAAGCCCUCUGACUCCUCUGAUAUUUUAACAGGCUUUGUAGAACCGAGAAGUAGGAAACAUUUACCAAGAUCACGAAAGACGUCCAUGCAGUUUCAUGAUAGCCUGAGGGAGUUGCGUGAAGCGCUAAAAGUUCUGAUGCACAAAGUGACCAAGAAGGACGCCGUCGCACGCAGAGAGCGCGAAUGGCAUUUUGUUGUCAUGACGAUUGAUCGCUUUUUCUUCUGGGUUUACCUUACUAUUCUCAUUUUCACUGUGUGCUAUUUGUUGAUACCUCACGGUCGGGCUCACACAGUGGAAGAGGUGAUUCAGAUGCAUGCGGAUGAAUACACCCGCAGGAACAAAGAAAUUGCUGCAGAAUGCCUUCUACCAAAAUCUUGAUUGCAACACGGUUGAAGGUCCGCCAAUUCAGCAGUGAUCAUCGCUUUAUCCGGAAAUCAAAAUAGCAUAUUAUCUGAUUUAUGUAGUUACAUGUAUUAGGAGUUCAUUUAUGUAAAUGGCUGAUGAGGAUACCUAACUCAACCAUUCACCAUCCGAUUACGGUCAAGUUUGUUGCUCGCUUUUGGCAAUUUCCACAGAAGUAUUGUGCAAACCUACGGAACUGAUCGCAUAUGCCGCUGACCAUGCAUUAUCGUCCCGAACUCACAUUUUCUCGCUUGAUGCAUCAAAAUGCAGUGACUUUCUUUUUUCCCUUCACAAUGACCGUCGUUAUCAGCAACUUCUAAUGGAUCGCACUGAAGUUCACAUAGAUGGUGAACGCUUGCACUCCACCGAAUCUGUGAAGCAUCUAGGUGUUACACUCAGCCAUGAUCUAUCACGGUCACUACAUGUGAAUGAAGUUUUAACAAAAGUGAGGAGGCUUUCUCUUUACGCUGGUUGUUUGCGAUCCUCCUCUGACUUCCGCUACCUAAUACUGCCAUUUAUCGUUACCUAUGUCUUACUGGACUUAGUGCUCCUCUCUGACAUUCCCCGGUUUAUUAAAGAAGCAUUUCAAAAACCUAGACAGGUCAUUGACACAACGGUAUUUCGGUGUGGUGACAUUCUAAAGCCGACCUUUGGUGAGAUUAUUGUGCCUAUUCAUUCCAGUUCAUGCAAAGACUUACUUCAAAAAUACACGCUGAUGCAAGUUACCCCCUUUAUGGUGCAAGCUCUGCAUGUCAACUUCCUCAACAAGACAAAAGUAUAGAUCUAUUUAUUCCCGUACAACCGCUUACCAAUAAUCCGUAAGCCCAAAUUUGGUGGGAUUUUGAGCAACCAGACCUCAGUCGUUAUGGAGCUUGUAAGCGAAUAGACGUUGUAACAUAUGGCUGUAUUUGCUGCUUAUUAAUUUUUUAUAUUCUUUUUACAAUGCCGAAGACAUGUGUGGAAUAGCUGAAUAUCCACCCCAGGGAGC
Messenger RNA from Dicrocoelium dendriticum, 2920 nucleotides. The record is from the annotation of a GenBank genome assembly. Lineage: Eukaryota; Metazoa; Platyhelminthes; Trematoda; Plagiorchiida; Dicrocoeliidae.